Molecule: messenger RNA, 4214 nt
Organism: Syngnathus acus (greater pipefish)
Lineage: Eukaryota; Metazoa; Chordata; Actinopteri; Syngnathiformes; Syngnathidae
Gene: rbl1
Product: retinoblastoma-like 1 (p107)
Exons: 21
Coding region: 135-3299 (1054 amino acids)
Biological process (GO): regulation of transcription by RNA polymerase II; cell differentiation; negative regulation of G1/S transition of mitotic cell cycle
Cellular component (GO): chromatin; nucleus; transcription regulator complex
Molecular function (GO): RNA polymerase II transcription regulatory region sequence-specific DNA binding
Source: RefSeq, a predicted model, not a curated record
GAGCGUCGUGUUUUUGUUUUGCUUUCAUUUGUGGGGCCUUUUUUUCUUAACCCCCCCCUUAAAAAAAGUAUUACCUCCUCCAAGCUGCGGCCACCACAAGUGUGAAGAUAGCGAUAGCCGCCCUGUCGGCCACGAUGCGCGGCGACGAGUCGUCCGAUUCAGAGUCGGGCCGAAUGGAGGAGAGCGUCGCGCGGAGGAGUUUGGAAACGCUGUGUCAGGAGCUCAACAUGGACGAGCGCACGGCCACCGAAGCCAUGGACAACUUCACGACCAUCUGGAACACGUACACGCUGGAGGGUGAGGUAGUGCACUGGCUGGCCUGCUCGCUGUAUGCUGCCUGCAGGAAAGGAAGCACACCCACGGUGGGCAAAGGCCUGAUGGAGGGAAACUGUGUGUCGCUCACCAGGAUACUGCGCACCGCCAAACUCAGCCUGAUCGAGUUCUUCUCCAAGAUGCGCAAGUGGUCCGACAUGUCCAACCUGUGCGAGAACUUCCGUGUGCGCAUGGAGCGCCUGGAGCGCAACUUUGAGGUUUCCACUGUCAUCUUCCGCAAGUUCCAGCCCAUCUUUGCUGCCAUGUUUCGCAGCCCGCAUGGCUCCGAGGCGCCACCUCCUCUGCCGCGCCAGGCCCGCGGCCGGAAGCACCGCCGGCUGCCCUGUCACUCUGCCGACGUCUUCAAGUUCUGCUGGACACUCUUUGUCUACACCAAAGGUAACUUUCACAUGAUCGGAGAUGACCUGGUGAACUCAUACCACCUGCUGCUGUGCUGUCUUGACCUGGUCUUUGGAAAUGCGCUGAUGUGCGCCAACAGGAAGGACCUCAUCAACCCCGCCUUCAUCGGCACAUCGGGGGACGAAGUCCAGGCGUGCGCCGACGAGGCGUCUCCAUGCGUGUUGGAGAGAUUGUGCGAACUUCACGACGGCCUGGUGGUGGAAGCCAAAGGCAUCAAGCAACACUACUUCAGGCCUUACAUGCACAAGCUCUUCCGCAAACAGAUCCUGAAGGGCAACGAGAAUCUUCUGACCGAACUUUUGGAUCCCCACAACUUUAUUGACAACAGCAAAGCGCUCAACCGCCAGUAUGAGGAGUACGUCUUGACAGUGGGAGACUUUGACGAGCGCAUCUUCCUGGACGCCGACGCCGAUGAGGAAAUCGGAACGCCCAGAAAAAGUUUCCAGCCGCCAGCUGCCGCGGGCACAAGCAUGGGACAGGCCACCGCCGCUCAGACGCAGCUGCAGCAUCACAUGGAGAAGACGGCCUCUCUGGCGCCUUCUACGCCUCUGACCGGUCGCGCCUACCUAAAGGAGAAGGAUGUGCCGGUGACGCCCGUGUCGUCGGCCACGCAGAGCGUCAGUCGUCUUCAGAGCAUGGUGGCCGGGCUCAGGGGGGCGCCCAGUGAGCAGCUGCUGCACAUCUUCAAGUCGUGCUCCAGAGACCCCACGGAGUCCAUUGUGAACCGGGUGAAGGCGUUGGGACACACCUUCAAAAAAGAGUACACAGACGACGCGGAUCACUCUUCAGGGUCGCACAUCGACUUUGCUGAGAGUCGCCUGAAGCUAGCCGAGAUUCUCUUCUACAAAGUUCUGGAGAACGUCUUGGUGCAGGAGACCAAGAGGCUGCAAGGAAAAGACAUGAGUGCUCUACUGGAGCAGGACAUCUUCCACUGCUCUCUUCUGGCCUGCUGCCUGGAGGUGGUUUUGUUCUGCUACAGCUCCCAGCGGACUUUCCCAUGGAUCCUCGACGUCUUCAAGCUGGCCCCAUUCUACUUCUUCAAGGUGAUCGAGGUGUUCAUCCGCUCCGAGGAAGGCCUGUCCCGAGACAUGGUCAAGCAUCUGAACCUGAUCGAGGAGCAGGUGCUGGAGAGUCGGGCGUGGACAGCAGACUCCGCCCUGUGGAAUGCCUUGAGCGCCGCCGGCAAUAAGGUGCCCUCCGUCGAAGAGGUUAAUUUCCCGUCCAGUCUGGACUCUAGCAGUUCUGCUUCCACUGGCAGCGCCCAGUCCCACCUGCCCCUGGUGGCGCUGUCGCCCAUCGUACAUCCUCGCAUCCAAGAGGUCCGAUCUGGAGUGGGCAGCAUGCGCAAAGAAGUUCCACCGUCUCCACUAUCGGUGCACGACCGCUACAGCUCUCCGGCCGCCGGCAGUGCUAAGCGUCGUCUGUUCGGCGACGACCCGCCGGCCUCCGUGACGGCGAGCGGCCCUGUUGCGUCUCCCACCAAACGCCUGACACUCAGCUCAGCCGGCACCCUGAAGAUCGGCCCCCAGGCGGGCCAGACGGCCGUGCUCAGCAUACCGCUGCAAGGAGGCGGCAGCGAGCACACCAUCACGCUGAUCCCCGUCCAGCCGUGCGACCCGACGGCCGGCGGCCCCACUCAAUACUUGCUGACGGCCUCGCCCGGCCGCCCCCUUCCGCCACCUGUUGCGGAGGCCCAGCCGGCGUACGGCCGGCCGCAGCGCACCGGAUCCCUGGCGCUUUUCUUCCGCAAGGUGUAUCACCUGGCUAGCGUGCGGCUUCGCGAUCUAUGCGCCCGACUGGACAUUUCGUGCGAGCUGCGCGCUAAGAUCUGGACGGCCUUUGAACACGCUCUGCUUCACGCCGCCGAACUCAUGAGGGACCGACACCUGGACCAGAUGUUGCUCUGCAGCGUCUACAUUAUUGCCGAACAGAUUUCUAAGGAGGAGCACACCUUCCAGGACAUCAUAAAGUGUUACCGCAGCCAACCGCAGGCCAGCAGCCAUGUGUACCGCAGCGUCCUUCUUCAUCGCACGCCCAGCCACCGGGUGGCGCCGUCUGAUGAGAACAUGGAGGUCGACCCUGCAUCGGAAGCAGAUUCUGCCGAGAAGACGCAAGCGGGCAAGGAGGAACGCGGCGACUUGAUCCAGUUUUACAACGACGUCUACGUGCUCAAGAUGGAAAGAUUUGCUAUGAGAUACGCUGCGCAUGACAACAGAAUGCCCGUGUCACCGUUCCCAUCAGUGCGUUGCCACCCACCGUCUCCUCGUCGAGUGUCUCAGCGUCAUUGCGUUUACGUGUCGCCUCACAAAGCGUCGAGGGGAGGCCUGGCGCCAAACUCUUUCACUUUCCGCAUCAACAGCAGCCCCUCCAAGGAUCUGUCCGACAUCAACCGUAUGCUGCGGCAAGGUUGCAACGGCCGCAAGAGAGCCCUUGGCAUGGAGAGUGAGCUGAUGAUGUCAGUGUGCGACUCCCCCAGCAAGCGGGCGUGUUCUGAGAGCACCGCCAACAGCCCCGACAUUUUGCUAAAGAGGUUACAGGAUGUCGUGUCAGAGAGGCAGAGCCACUGACGAAGCAGCUACCAUGAAAAAUGCGUGAGCACGCUAAUAUUGUUCAUCAAAGAGUCAAUGUUAACUUCUUAACAUGACUCCUAGCUAUAGCACUGAUGCUACCAUGCUAACGUUACUGGUCAUUACUGAGCUUACGCGCAUGACCAGUCACUGUGAAGCUAACGCUUGCUUGGUAAUAUAACUGGUCGUGACGGAGUUUUAACGCUAACUCCUUGCGGGACUGUAAACAUGGUAGUGUUAGCUGUUAAACUAGUCAAGACAGGGCUAAUGCUAACAUGACUACUCAUUACAACACUGACCUGCUCAAGUUAAACGUUACAUAGCUAAUUAUGUCACAUAAUCAGUUGCUGUACAUCUAAAGCUAGCAUACUAACAUGACUGGUUAUUACAGUUACAUGCUAAUGAUGCUUUUCAUUCUGAUGCUACAGCUAACUGUCAUUACCCAACUAAUGUUAACUCUGACACAACGGGUUUCUGUGGCGAUAAUGCUAACGUUUAAGUUGAAGUGGUAAUGUCUUUAUGAGACUUUGGAAAAUGACUUUAUAGUUCUACGUAAGUGUACGUAAGAGUGUACCGUUCUGUUGUUCCACUCGAGUCAAAGGACAACUAUGAGCCUGUAAUGCUAACUGUUAGCAUUCUACAAGGGUUUGUUUUUAUUUGUUUUGGCUGCCAAUCCAAGUUAUCACAUUGGCUAUGUCGCCAUGAGAAAUUUGUGAACUGUUUUUGAGAAGUUUUGAUCUUUUUGUGGUUUUUAAUUGGAAUUUGCUCGACUAUUUAAUGUAAUUGUGCGUGUGUGUGCGCGUGUGUAUCAUCUACACACGUUUGGCAAGCGUGUUGAACUUUUUCUUGAUCUUAUCUGUGUGUAACCAUGUAGGUUAACUUGUGAAAUUGAAAUGCAAUGUAAAAAACAACGUG